AUGACCGCGUCGUGCCGUGUCGGGAUGAUGCCUCGCACCCGCCACUGCACCACACCACCACCCCCGGCUCCGAGCCCUCCCUCAUGCUACCCUUCCACCAUGCCGUUGCUCGUUCCCUCCUCCUCUGCUCCCCCCCCCCGCACCUGUUUCUCCAAAUUCCUUACUGCGGUCUCGCCCCAUAGGAGCGUUCGGCUCCGCAGGGCACUCGCGACUGCUGGGUGCCCCAGCGGAGGUAGAACGAGGUGCGACCCUUGGGGCAACCUGCGGGCAACCUGCAAGGGGGGAAUGCUGGGUGCCCCUGUCGCAUUUUUCUUCCUGACGGACGAGCAGGGGGAAAGGAAGCUCGUGCAGCGCUUCCUCGCGGGGCGCCAUGGUGUGCACUUCGCCCCGCCAAACCUCCUCCGCGCCCGCCGGGGCUGUCACGCCACUGCUCCCUCACUCCCAGUCCCUCGUGCGCUCUUCCUGGCCCUUUUCGGCAGGUACAAGGUCAAGAUCACCAUGAUCAUCAUGCCUCCCUCCUGGCUCUUGCCUGUUUCUCCAACAAUGUUCUGCCUCGUCUGGGCUUUCAUCUUCAUCAUCCUUGCCCUCCGCGACACCAAGGAGCUGCCAUCGCUAAACAACAUCUCACCACGUGGCAGAGGGCAUUUUCAUCUGCUAGUUACAGUAGCAGCAGCAGCAUGUUUUCUUCGAGAGCAGGGUGAAAAGCAGGAGAGCAAGGGUGAAAAGCAGGAGAGCAAGGGUGAAAAGAAGGAGAGCAAGAGUGAAAAGCAGGAGAGCAAGGGUGAAAAGCAGGAGAGCAAGGGUGAAAAGCAGGAGAGCAAGGGUGAAAAGCAGGAGAGCAAGGGUGAAAAGCAGGAGAGCAAGGGUGAAAAGCAAGAGAGCAAGGGUGAAAAGCAGGAGAGCAAGGGUGAAAAGCAGGAGAGCAAGGGUGAAAAGCAGGAGAGCAAGGGUGAAAAGCAGGAGAGCAAGGGUGAAAAGCAAGAGAGCAAGGCUGAAAAGCAGGAGAGCAAGGGUGAAAAGCAGGAGAGCAAGGGUGAGAAGCAGGAGAGCAAGGGUGAAAAGCAAGAGAGCAAGGGUGAAAAGCAAGAGAGCAAGGGUGAAAAGCAGGAGAGCAAGGGUGAAAAGCAGGAGAGCAAGGGUGAAAAGCAGGAGAGCAAGGGUGAAAAGCAGGAGAGCAAGGGUGAAAAGCAGGAGAGCAAGGGUGAAAAGCAGGAGAGCAAGGGUGAAAAGCAGGAGAGCAAGGGUGAAAAGCAGGAGAGCAAGGGUGAAAAGCAGGAGAGCAAGGGUGAAAAGCAGGAGAGCAAGGGUGAAAAGCAGGAGAGCAAGGGUGAAAAGCAGGAGAGCAAGGAUGAAAAGCAGUAG
This is a messenger RNA of Closterium sp. Naga37s-1, 1362 nucleotides long. The record is from the annotation of a GenBank genome assembly. NCBI's taxonomy places the organism in Eukaryota, Viridiplantae, Streptophyta, Zygnematophyceae, Desmidiales, Closteriaceae.